Helobdella robusta is the source of this 618-nucleotide messenger RNA. RefSeq lists its product as hypothetical. The transcript is spliced from 5 exons. Lineage: Eukaryota; Metazoa; Annelida; Clitellata; Rhynchobdellida; Glossiphoniidae. The annotation marks the transcript as partial. The record is from RefSeq and is a predicted model, not a curated record.
AUAACAAUGAUGCUGGGUUUGACCUCUGACCCUAACGCAUACGUACGUAUUGGAGCCCUCUCUGCUAUUGGUAGAUGCCUUGAGUACCCCUGUCUGAGAGAGGACGAAUGCUUUUUAGUGGACGCCACGUCAUGCCUCAUCAAAAGCUGUCGAGAUAGCAACCUGUCUGUCGUCAUGAAGGCCACUUGGUCCAUUAGCAAUCUCACCGACGCGCUGCUCCCUAACAAAGACGAGAAUAGCUACCCCAGUUCACUCCUCCUUGAACUGUACACAACAUCGUGUGACCUCUGCACGAAGAAUGACAAGACAAGGUCAAAUGCCCUAAGAGCACUCGGAAAUUUACUAAAUUUUACCCCUAAGCAAUUUAUUGAAUCAGAAAAGUUCAGGGAGGUUAUGGAUUUGAGUCUCAAACUGAUCAACAACUACAUGACAUCAGGCAGUGUCAAGGUAAGAUGGAACGCGUGUUACGCGUACGGUAAGCUGAUGAAGAACGAGUUUGCUUAUAAUCAAGUUCAUCCUAAUAUUAAGGUUAUUACAAUUUUUUUAUAUUAUUAUUAUAUUAUUAUUCCCUCUCUUUAUUUCUCUCUCUCUCUCUCUCUAUUUCUCUCUCUCUCAUAA